AUGAGCUACAAAGUGUACAUUCGCGAGUUGGCAGAUACUGAGGAUCGUACGAUUUCGGCUCGUAGCUCGUCUGCUAAUCUUCAAACUGUGAGCCAACCGGUGACAAUUGCUUCCCAUGGAACUGUUCCGACUAUGUCGUUGAGCUCAACGAAGGCAUCAAUUCAGCAGGAGCCGCUAUCUUCAGCGACCAAUUUAACACUGAACACGCUGGCUUCAUCGAAAUCAACAAAAUCAACGGAUGUCACAUCGAGCCAAAUUGAGCGUUUGUGUGUGGAGAACAUGAAUCGCAAGCAACGAUCAAUGAUUGACCUGACUGAAUUCAAUCAAAAAUUCGGGAACGGAUUCCAACCGCCACCACCGUCGACUGGAACACCACCGACUGUGUAUGAGAACUUGAAUGUCCUUUCGAAAACGACAAAGAAAGAGAAGAAGCCUGCUGUCUCUCCUGCUCCAUCUACAUUCACCAAAGACAACUACGGAAGACUUGUGGAGUCAGAUUCCACGUUUCGGGGAUCUGAUGGAGAAGACCCACUUUACGUUAAGGUUGCCGAUUGCUUCGAUUAA
Molecule: messenger RNA, 564 nt
Organism: Caenorhabditis briggsae
Lineage: Eukaryota; Metazoa; Nematoda; Chromadorea; Rhabditida; Rhabditidae
Exons: 2
Coding region: 1-564 (187 amino acids)
Source: RefSeq, a predicted model, not a curated record